Messenger RNA from Spinacia oleracea (spinach), 7055 nucleotides. RefSeq lists its product as uncharacterized. NCBI's taxonomy places the organism in Eukaryota, Viridiplantae, Streptophyta, Magnoliopsida, Caryophyllales, Amaranthaceae. The coding region runs from base 4062 to 6662 and encodes 866 amino acids. The transcript has 11 exons. Gene Ontology annotation, cellular component: nuclear pore. The record is from RefSeq and is a predicted model, not a curated record.
GUGUGAAAUACGAGUAACUGAGAUUUUCUUCAACCUAUCUUCUUCAACCUAUCUUCAGUUUUCUGACGGCAUACAAUCAGCAAGUUUGGUUGGGAAACGUGAAUAUUAGAUUGAAAUCUCGUUUCCCAUUCGUUUCCCAUUCGUUUCCGGGAUGAAUUCAUUUUUCUGAAACGGUUUCGGCGCGCGUUUCCCGGUUUCCCCGUUCCAGGACGUUUCGGAAACGGGAGAUAAAAGUUGUAGUUUUGUGUGUGUAAAAUGAAAUCGGUGUCGGGGGAAGUAGUAUCUUGUGAGACUUUCCCUCUUUCCAAAGCUGCUAGGGUCCUGUCGAAUUUUGUGGCUGCAGACAAUGGAGCAUCCCCUGCAUUUGCUGCGUACUUGAGGCGCGCUUCAAUGAACUUGCGAAGCAACAUUCCCAUGGCAUUGUUAUAAACAGUAGCAAGAGGAGGGAUCUUGAUCUUCGAGCUGUGAAUAACAGACACAGUGAAGAAGAAGAAGCUGGAAGAAUUGAUGUUAGUUUGAAUGUUGAUGUGGAGACGAGGAGGCAUAAAAGCAAGAAUAGGAGAGAUAGAGGUGAGGGGAAACAUAAGAAUAGGAGCAUGGAAGUUGACAGGAAUGUGGAAGAUGUAGGAGGGGCUGGGAACAAGUCAAAGAUAAACAAGGAAACCAGUGAUGGUGUUAAUGCAAUUCAAGUCAAGAAUGAUACAUAAAGCUUUGACGGAAGUAAAGAAAACAAGAAAAACAAGAAGAGAGUCAAGCUUGAAAACUGUGGAAAACAAUGGUGAUGAGCAAAACAAUGGUGAUGAGCCAAACAAUGGGACUUGGGAUGAUUAAGGUUAUAGGACUUAUGGUAAUACUGCACCCCUGAGGGGCUUUCUUAAUCUUCAAAGAAUAGGACAAAUUCAGCGCCAGUAUACUGUUACAAACUUACAACUGGGGUUCUGGCUAUAGCAGCUUGUUCAACACCCAGGCUGCUUCAACAUCUAAAACCCCUCAGCCUCCACGCCUUUCUCCUCCUCAAAGAAAAGUCAUUUCGGUGGCCUGAAAGAUGAGUGUCGUGUUCUCGAUCACUAAUUUAUACGGGCUGCAUUCUUUUCAUAAAGGUUUUAUGACAAAUGAUGACACACUGACAGGCAUAGAACAAAGGACUUGGUUGUGAAGGGUUCUGACAGGAUAGUCAAUGAAAUGAAGAAGUCUGGUCGUGCACAUGGUGGCACUGGGUAUCCAUCACUGUCUCAAGUGUCCGUUCAUGCCAAAAGGCAGAUGAAAGUGAACCCGGAACAUGUAAGGACAGAGAAAUUAUGAGGCAUGAUCGUCACAAACUGAUCUAGGGAUGCCUAAUUUUGGGUGAAUAUGUGAAUGAACCUUCAAAUCUGCAGAAGGUGAGGAAAGAAGCUUAUGAAACAGGGCUCUAGGGCAAGAAUGUAUGUGGGUCUGGCUAUGACUUUGAUGUUUAUAUCCAUUAUGAUGCCCUACGUAUGUGGUGAAGAGACUACCCUUUUGGGGAAUCUUGAAGGGAAGAACGGAAACCUGAGAUUGAAGGCUCUGUUCCGAGCCGAUCCCUGACUCUAUGCAUGGCCCUGAAUGGAUUGAAGCUAGUUUAGGCAGGAUAAAUAUUUCAGGGACGAAAGUAUUCUGCAAUUUCGGUCAUGUCAACAAAGUUGAAGAGGACAUGGUUAUCCCAUUGAAGAAUUGAUUGAGAGCCACUGUGGUGGAGUGAGAGUUGUAUGUGACAAUUUACUUUCAGUGGUUCCUGAGGUGUUCUUUGGUUUCCUUGCUUCCCAAACACUUGUGUGAUGAUCUUCUUAGGAAUUUUCGGCUAGAACUAUAGAGUAUAGAGAAGGGUCAAAGAACAUGCAGCCAAGGAGUUGCCCAAGACUGAAAAAAGAGGUCUGCUGGAGUGGAUCAUCUUAUGCAGGAGAUCUUCCAUUCUUGGAUAAUUGUUGAAAUAAGACUGUAAAGGAUUGCCCUCGAGCCGAGCCGUGCCGUGCUGUGCUUUGUCGGGAUUUUCCCCAAAAAAAGUGGCCCAGGCCCGGCCACGGCCCACUACUGCGUGCUCGUGCCGGACCGUGCUUUUUUCAUGCUCCACUGCUCGUGCCGUGUCGGGCUUUUUUCGGGCCAUGUCGGGCCAGACCGGCCCACGGCCAUCAAGGCAAGCAUCCCACUUCCAUGCCGUACAUACCCAUACCUUGAAAUUUUUGAAUUUUUCCGUUUUCCAUCCCCAUGCCCGUAGGACCUCCCUGUAUCCGUCUCCGUGCAAUCUACUUUGAUUUUGAAAUUACUUCUCUUACAAUUUUUAUCUUUUACUCUCAUCUCCAAACCUUUUACUGCUUCAAGUUUUAACCACAUUAGCUGUAACUGAUAUUUGAGAUAAUGUAUACCGACAAAAUGAGUAUGGAAUUAUCAAAGAUGACUAUUUUGAGAUGAAAAAGGAAUGGCCCAGUAUCUGGUGAAAUAUUUGAUCCUGUUGCUCAACUUGACUCAAAAUACAAGUAGAGUAAAGUCAGUGUCUCCUCAGUCACAUUUAUUGGUUACUCCAUUACCCAACAACAAAAGGACCAAACUUUGUCAGAAAUCAUUUACAAAAGUUGCCAGACUUCCUCAGUCAGAUUAAAUGCUCUAUUAUCAUCGUUGUUCAUUACUCCAUUUGUUCAAAAUAACAUGGAGUACUUACCGGACUUCUCCAUUCCUAAAUAAUUGUUACAUGUAUUAUUGGCUUAUUGCCGAUGAGCUUAUGGAUAACUAUAUUAACUAAAUGACUGUAUGGAGUUGUGAUUUAUGAUUAGAUGUUGUAAUACUAAUGGUGCGUUUUAUUCACCUGAUUUUCACUUAUUUUUUCUGAACUUAACUUAUCUGAAUUUAUCAAAAUUUAUUUUAGUUAUAAAUUUGAGCCUUAUGGAUAACUGACUGAAUGGAGCUGUGGUUUAUGAUUAGAUGUCGUAAUACCGACUGAAUGUAUUAACUAGUUUGACUAACUGAUUGCAUUAGUUGAUUUUGACUAGCUAGUUGUAUGGAAGUGUUCGAUAAAUAAUUGUUAGUUGUUUCAGAUAUAACCAAUAAGCUAAAAGUUAUUUGAAAAAGCUCCUCACCUAACUUUUCUAAAAGAUUUUUUAGACCCAAAUAGUUUUAUGACAUCAUUUUCCGGUAUUUUUGCCGGAAAAUGGUUUCGGGUUGUAAUUUAAAAUAGAUGUACAAGUUUAAAGUUGUAAUUGGCAAAAUUAAAAAUUUGAUGUUGUAAUUGACAAAUAGAGAACUUUAUUAGGUUGUGUUUGGCAAAUUUGCUAAUAGUUUUUUCAAACUACUUUUAACCAGACACCUAAAAUAGCUUUUUAAAAUAUUUGACAAGCUAAUAUAAAUGACACGAUCCUUACACAUAAACGGUCUUUUGUAAAAGCAUGUCAGCAAGGAAGUUUUCAAUUGUACGUGAGGUUGUGAGUUGUGACAAACUGACAAUGCAACAAAGAUUCUAGGCCGAAAGAGUAAUUUGUACUCCGUAGUAAAAGUUUUCAUUCGGUAGGAAAGAAGAAUUGUUUUACCCGAUCAAAAUCCUAUGAAAAUUAUUAUUCCGUAGGUGCACCUGGGUGCAUCGUAAGGGUAUAUUUAUGUCAACGGGUGGUCUCUCACAUUGUUCCAUCAUCAUGUAAAGGAAAAAUUUGAAAGGAUGCACCGUACACCCGAAUGUACCUAAUAUGUUCUAAAUAUCAUAUACAGGUCAAUCUGACCAAGUUAUUAAGCUAGACACUUUGAAAAUACGGAAAAAGGUAAGGGAUCCCCGUCCCUAAAAGUAAAUUUGUAUAAUAUAUAGUUUGACCAUAAAUCCUACGGCCAUAAAAUGAUUCACAAUAGUUUAUUUUUUGGGGGGGAGUCAAGAUGAAAUAAUAAUUGAGGGAUACGUGCACUGAAGUCUGUUUUUUAUGGUUGAGACAUGGGAAGGCACAAUUGUUUCCGCUGAUAACGGCCUUUCCAUUCCAUCAGAAAAUCACAAACUUCUAUACAAUUCUUUCAACCAGUUUUCCAUCAUCAAAUCUUCACCAUUUUCGAGUUUUCUUUAGAUCAUCAUCAUAAUGUUGCUAGGAAAGAAGAAGAAAAAAUCAAGUUCAUUCCAAGUAGACUACAUUGUAAGUGUCCUAGAAAUCAAACCAUGGCCACCUUCAGUAGCAUUAUGUUCCGUACAAACUGUGUUAAUCCAAUGGGAAAACGGCGACCAAAACACCGGGUUUUUACCCCCAGGAGUACCUUCCCUUAAUGGAUUCGAAGAUGGAAAAAUCGAGUUCAACGAGUUCUUCAAACUCACUGUAACAUUAACAGGGAAAGAUAACCAGUGUUUUCAGAAGAAUAAUUUGGAGUUUCACCUGUAUGAACCGAAAAAAGAUAAAGCUGUAAAAGGUCAGCUUUUAGGGACUGCUGUUAUUAACCUUGCAGAAUAUGGGAUAAUCAGAGAAGUUCAAGCAAUGACAGCACCAAUUAUAAUCACGAAAAAGGUUUCGAAAGGGACGAAUAGUUUUCCUCUUCUUUAUGUUCAGAUUCAGCCUUUUGAUAAUGAAGGGAUUGAGUCUGUUUUGAGGAUGAUGAGCGAGCAAUGUGGCGAUGAUAAUGAUUCUGAUCUCACUCUUUCUGUGACUGAUGAUGAUGGGUAUGCGUCUGCUGUUUCGAGGACUUCGAGUUUUCAUGCCGGGAAUUCUUCGUCUUUUCAGAUGGAUGAAAUGCUUAACUUUGUCAAUGUGGGUCUGAACUCAGACAUACCAGGUAAUGCAGAAGUACACGAAUAUGACGAAGGAAGAGUAAGGAACAAGGAACGCGCAAGAAGUGGGGAAGAUGACUGGGCUUCAGGAAGAAGAAGUGCAGAAAGCAACACUAAUGUAUUUGGAAAAUUCUCAGAAGUAGCUACAACAAGAAAACUUACCUCAAGAAGUAUUAGCACUCUAAAAUUUGGCAAAAAGGGUCUUGAUUUACAUGGUUUAGGUGAUAAAUUGAAGCACAUAAAAUCCGUCAGACUUCCUACUGAAUCUCCACGGGCCUCAGGCCCGCCUAUUCCUCUGCAUUUAUUCGACAGAGCGAAGGAAGAAACGUCUGUAAAAGAGGUACAAGUUGACACCAAGAGUCAGGAAAAAAGCGACAAGAAAGAAAAGAAGUAUGGGAAACCUGAACUCGAGUCUAAAAUCAAGUUGCUUGAGGAAGAGUUGAGAGAAGCUGCUGCACUUGAGAUUGGACUGUACUCAGUUGCAGCCGAACAUAUGAACUCUAAAAGGAAAGUACAUGCACCAGCUCGGAGAUUAGCGAGGUUUUAUCGCCAUGUUUGUAAGAUGGAAUCACAAACUAACAGAGCAAGUUCUGCUAGAACUGUUGUUUCUGGACUUGUUAUGGUUUCUAAAGCUUGUGGAAAUGAUGUGUCCAGGCUGACUUUCUGGUUAUCAAACACGAUAAUACUGAGAGCUAUGGUGAACCAAAUAACUGAAGGAAUUCCUCCUCAACCUGAACUAGUUGUCACUGAGACUAAAUCUGGGAGAAAGAAGUCAGAGAAGAAAUCUACCAUAAACAACUCAGUCGACAGCUUAGGUGAUUGGGAACAUCCACAGACAUUCGUCAUGGCAUUAGAAAAGGUCGAAGCUUGGAUCUUCUUUCGCAUUGUUGAGGGUCUAUGGUGGCAGAGUUUUAUUCCUCAUAUGCAGCCAACGAAAAAGAAGAAGAAAGGAAAGAGGCUGAACUGGAAGAAAUCUCAGAGAUGGAAGUUUGGUUUGGGGGAUCAAGAGCAAGGGACUUUCUCCAUAGAGCUCUGGAAGAAAGCCUUCCAGGAUGCUUGUGGGCGGCUUUGUCCCAUUCGAGCUGGUGGUCAUGAUUGCGGUUGCUUGCCAAUGUUGUCGAAAAUGGUAAUGGAGCAUUUGAUGGAAAGACUAGAUGUUGCGAUGUUUAAUGCCAUUCUUCGUGGCUCGGAAGAAGAGUUGCCAACAGAUCCAAUGUCCGACCCGAUCAGUGAACUUAAAGUCCUCCCCAUCCCUGCUGGGAAAUCAAGCUUUGGUGCUGGUGCUCAGCUCAAAAAUGCUGUUGGAAACUGGUCGAAUUGGCUGAGUGACUUUUUUGGUCUUGAAGAAGAUGACGACCCGUCAAAGGAUCAGGAUGAAACCAACGAAGAAGAAGAUGCCGUCAAGGCCUUUCGUCUCCUUAAUGCAUUGGGUGAUCUUAUGAGGCUUCCCCUUGGGAUGCUUGCUGAUUCCACCACAAGGAAGGAGGUAUGUCCUAUCUUUGGCGGGUAUCUUAUCAAAAGGGUCUUCACCAAUUUCGAACCCGACGAUUUCUCUCCGGAUCCCAUUACCGAGGAAGUUCUCGAGGCUCUGGCAUCCGAGGAUUCUCAAGAGACUUCAAAUGGUUGUAUUAUAAGCUUCCCUUGUGUUGCAAAACCCGUAGUAUACUCGCCUCUUCCGGCCGCAUUAUUCUCGAGUUUGUUAGGAGACUCGAGUCAGAAGAGAAACGGGUCAUCGUUACUAAGAAAAGGACAUAACAGCGACGAUGAGCUUGAAAAGCUGAGUGUACCACUAGCUUCGAUCAAUGUUCAGAACAUAUGCCUUGAAACUGCCUCGUCGAAACCCAACUGUAUGCCCAAGGGGAUAGGCGGCAGGGAGGUUGUCAGGUAUAAACUGUUGCAGGAAGCAUGGAGAAAUGGCACCUGAUAUUACUAUCAACGGGCCGGGUUAGGGCCAGGUAGGGUCAGAAUUAAACGGGCCGGGCUGGGCCAGGCCUAGCCUACGAUUUUUAAGUAGAGGAUCAAUUCUCCAAAUGAAUGCAACUACUCCUGCAAAGUUGAAUCAGAUACGACGACAAUGCAGGUUUUACAACACCUGUUCUGCAAGAAUCUAAGGUGUUCAUUUACCAAAAAAAAAAAAAGAGUUGAUCCAAGGUUAACUUCCAUUAUCUAACAUUUGUACUUUCUACAAAAUCCCAGAAAAAAAGAUCGAACUCUAUUGUUCGAUUUUGGGGAUAAUUUAGUGAGAAACAGAGAUUUGUAAGUCAAUUUGUAACUUUUAAGAGUCUUUUAUGAGAUUCGCAAGUCAAUUUGUAAAGAA